Messenger RNA from Sphaerodactylus townsendi, 980 nucleotides. RefSeq names its product SNAP associated protein (gene SNAPIN). Gene Ontology annotation, biological process: regulation of synaptic vesicle exocytosis; synaptic vesicle exocytosis; intracellular protein transport. Gene Ontology annotation, molecular function: SNARE binding. The coding region runs from base 226 to 639 and encodes 137 amino acids. Gene Ontology annotation, cellular component: BLOC-1 complex; synaptic vesicle; BORC complex. The record is from RefSeq and is a predicted model, not a curated record. Lineage: Eukaryota; Metazoa; Chordata; Lepidosauria; Squamata; Sphaerodactylidae. The transcript is spliced from 4 exons.
GGGUUUCACCAUAGAGAACGAGCCGAGUCCAGAGCGACCCCGGAAAGAGGAAAAGGCGGUCUUCCAGCACCGCCGCCGGAAGUCCAAGCUGCGAGCGAGUCAUUCCGGCCCUACUCUAUCGCCUUGCCGCGGCUGUCCCGUGAGCUUUCGCUCUCCGGCUCUUGCGGGGCCUUGAGCAGAGUCCUCCCGGCAGGCUUUGCGGCGCGCGGCCCGGCAGGCACAGCGAUGGCGGCAGCGGCCGGACUUGCUGCCCCUUCGGGUCCAGGGAGCCCGGUGGGCCCCGCGGCCAGAGACCUCUUCGCCGAAGGGCUCCUCGAGUUCCUGCGCCCGGCUGUGCGGCAGCUGGACACGCACGUCCAUGCGGUCAGGGAGAGUCAAGUGGAGCUGCGAGAACAUAUUGACAGUCUUGCCACAGAGCUCUGCCGGAUCAACGAGGACCAAAAAGUAGCUCUGGACCUGGACCCUUACGUCAAGAAAUUGCUCAACGCCCGCCGGAGAGUUGUCCUGGUUAACAAUAUCUUGCAGAACGCCCAGGAACGCCUGAGGAGGCUCAACCACAGCGUGGCCAAGGAGACUGCCCGCAGGAAGGCGAUGCUCGAAGCGACUGGAAGCUACCCGCAGGGUUCGCCCAGCAAGUGAGGACCAAACAUGGGCACUGCUUCUAACUAACGGCGAGGCGCCGGUUGCUGUCUUGGGGACCGUGGCUUCUUACUCACAGGUGCUAACCAAGUUGAGAGCAGACCGGAGCAGGUGAAGUUGGGGUUUCACAUGGAGGUGACACCGGGCCAAGAAUCCACACACACAUGCACUGACAAAACGGGUUCACUCCGAGCCCCAAUCCUCUCGCAUGUUGGAGAGGCAGCGUUAGUAGCACUUUUUCACAAGCUGCACGACAGUAUCGAGUGGUGCAAUUAAGGCUUUGGACUGCCUCAAGAGAAGUGCUUGAUGCUUGCGCAAUAAUAAAUUACUGCUAAACCCUG